AUGGAACACGUAAAUAGGCAAGUUAAAACUUUGUCAGCUCGGCUAAGCUGUCUUACACGUUAUGUGGUACAUAGAAAACGUCGGUUGGAGUCAGCAUUGGAAAAGAUCAAUGCUCUUGAAAAACAGUUUUCUGAUCAUCUGUCAAAUUGUACACCUUCUUCACGGUGUACACAGCGGUCUAUAGGUUGUCAGGUACCUCCGAAAUCAAAACCUUCGGGUUUUCUGUUGUCAAGUCCAAAGCAUUCAGUCACUAUAUCGUCUGACAUGAGUGAUGUCUGUUCUUCCUCUUCAAGCAGUAGUGGCGCAAUACAAUGUCUCCAAAGAGCAUCCACUUCAGUGGACGAGGAUACAUCAAAAAUGUCUAAGAAACUUGAGAUUCAAAAAUGUCAGGCUGCCAACUCACCUUCCUCUCAAAGGUAA
Messenger RNA from Trichobilharzia regenti, 420 nucleotides. The record is from the annotation of a GenBank genome assembly. NCBI's taxonomy places the organism in Eukaryota, Metazoa, Platyhelminthes, Trematoda, Strigeidida, Schistosomatidae.